AUGCUCUCAUCUAUCAUGGAACGUUCCAAUCAAUCUGUACUUUUGUGUGGACUUAUUGGUUAUAAUGCACAUCAUUAUAUUGCAUAUUGCCGCAGAUUAUGCGGAGAUUGGCGAUUUUAUAAUGAUUUAAUGAAGGAGUCAAAGCCAAUUAGGAAACAUACAAAAAUUUUACCACAUGGAGUUCUUUAUAUAUUAGAAAAGUCGCUACUACUAAGACUAUUAUAUUCACCUAAGCAUCUGUCACAACCGAAUUAA
Messenger RNA from Cotesia congregata, 255 nucleotides. NCBI's taxonomy places the organism in Eukaryota, Metazoa, Arthropoda, Insecta, Hymenoptera, Braconidae. The record is from the annotation of a GenBank genome assembly.